UAACGUUUCAGGUUACCGCUAUAUAUUGUUGUACACUUUGUACACUUAUUACAUAGCAAGCUAAACAGUAUGAUGACAUUAACAUAAUAAAUGACACCAGUUACACAAACAGAAUAUUCAGUUUAUCAAGUUAAAAUGAUCAUCUAAGUCAGUCAUUGCUCUUCUGGGAAAAUAAUGGUACCUGGUCACAAUGCAGGCAGCACAGCAGCAAGACAGUGAGAGGGAGAGGCAGGCUGAAUGCAGUGGACAUGCAGAUGAUCAGGAGACUCACAGGUUCUCUCAAUAUGAAGACAGUGAUUGUCAUUCAGCGGCGAUAACACAUUUGCACCGCAAACUGCCUGUCAGUACUCAACUUUCGUCUCGGUUACAAAAGCAGCAGCAUGUGGCCAGAAAUAGUCUCUUAAAGAUUGUGGGUGGGAUGAUGUGCUUGGCAAGACCGGGAAAUGCUUUCAGGGGCCAUGACAACAAAGAGGGCAACUUCCACCAGGUGAUUAAGUACAAGGCAGAGGGUGAUGAAGAACUUACGAGCUGGCUUCAGCGGCACAAUAAUUUCACUAGCCCAAAAAUUCAAAAUGACGUCCUUAAAAUUGUCAGUAACACAAUUUUACGUGAAAUUACAAACGAGCUUCAGUCAUUGCCAGUGGUUCAGUAUUCCCUUAUAAUUGAUGGGACACAGGAUGCAGCAGGAGUUGAGCAGGAGUCCUUCUGUCUGCGUUUCAUUGACAAUAACUUGCAACCAAGAGAGGAAUUCAUCGGCCUAUGUCAGGUCACAUCCACUACUGGAGAAAACAUAGCUAGUGUAGCUAAAGACGUUCUAAUUUGCUUAAAUCUCCCACUAUCACAACUACGGGGUCAAACUUACAAUGGGGCAGCCAAUAUGUCUGGUAAGAUGCAAGGUGUACAAGCUCAUCUCAAGAAAGAACAGCCUCUGGCGGUGUAUGUUCAUUGUGUGCCGCAUUGUGUGAAUCUGAUCAUGCAAGCUGCUUGAAUAUCCUCCCCAUUAUAAGAGAUGCAAUGCACUUAGUGCAGGAAUUGGGUGUUUUGUUCAACCAGUCCGGGAAGUUCAAGGUUAUCUUUGCUGCUAUAGUGAAAUCAGAUCACACAUCUCUUCAUACAUCUUUAAAGCCUCUCUGCCCCACCAGGUGAACAGUGCGAAUGCCAGUAUUGCACUGUCCUCACCCAAUAUGAAUCUGUGCACACAACCACAGAAGAAAUGUCUCAAUCCGCCACAAUGGAAAUGUCUGCAAAAGCAAGUGGCCUUCAUUGCAGGUUUUUGAGGGGAAAUACCAUUCUUGGUAUUAUUCUGGCAGAAAAUAUCAUGGCUGUCUUGGAGGAGCUGAACAUUUCUCUACAGCAGAGAAGCCAAACAACAUCAGGGAUGCUGGCUGCUGUAGAGCAUGUGAAGAGAGCCUUGCAAACGAAAAGAUCUGAAGAGCACUUUGACCAGCUGUACUCCAGAGCAUCUCAGGUUGUAACAUCUCUAAACCUGCAGCCCAUCGAGAUGCCUCAUUUACGGAUGCCUCCGAAGCGCUUCAAUGGUCCUGCCACACCACAUUGUCAUUCUACUGCCCAAUCAUACUACAGAAUGCAGUACUUUUGUUCCUUGGAUACUGCUGUGAUACAGUACACUGAGCGUUUCAGCCAGGAUGGGCUACAAAGGCUGCAAAAAGUAUAAGACGUACUCAUCUCUGGAAAGAUUGAUGCAGACCUAGAUGAAUACCCAGAGUUGAAUGCCACAGCUUUAGAAGUGCAGCUGAAAUGUUCCAGGCCAACUACAAAUAUUCAACCUCUUCAGAGGUAGCAGAAAUUUUACGGGAAAUGAUGCCUGAGGUGCAACAUUUUUUCAGGCAAGUUGAGGUCUUUUUGAGACUGCUAAUGGUUUUCUGCCUCCUCAGCGGAGGCAGAGAGAAGUUUCAGUGCCUUGAGACGUCUGAAGACUUGGCUGAGAACUACAAUGACGCAGUCUCGGCUAAACAAUUUUGCCAUGUGCAUCAAGAGAAAUUGGAUGCAUUGGACAGGACACAAAUCUGUCAGAGCCUAGUUGAGUUCAGUGAUGAGUGCCUCCAGGUUUUUGGGUCAUUUAUUUAGAUGAUUACCUUUCCAAUUACCAAUUACCUUUCCAUUUCCACCCCUUGCUACAUUGUCUGUAGCUGCAGUACACAUACUCACCCCAUUUUUACACCGAAAGAGCCAUGCAUCUAACAUUACACUACUGACACUGAUGCCAACACUCAUUCAACACUCACAUAAUUUAAUUUACAACAAGAUUAUUCAUAACUUUGCUUUUACCAUUGUUGUCUGUCAAGUUUUUUACUUUUAUUUUUUUGUACAAAUCAUUCAUUCACAUUACACUUUUCAGUGUAAAUAGAUAGGCUUACUUUAAGAUAAAUAAAAAUAUAUAAAUAUAAAGUUGGACAUCUAUUUCGAUUUUUUUUUCUUUGAUAAAGGAAUAAUCUGUCAUAUGUUCAAAUACAGCAUUGGUUGUUGUAGUCACAUCGUUUACAUAAACAUAUUUUGAAUAUGUAAUUUUGUACCCAUUAGAAGUUAUUCUAUUUGCUACUACUGGAAAAUGCUUAAUUCUAUUUGGCUGGUGCGAUUUAUUGCAUUUUAGCACCAUCUAGUGGGUCUUGUUGAAAUAGAAAAAUAUUUUAGUAAAAUAACCAUUUUUUUUUGUGUUGAUAGCGUUUUCACUACUUUGUAAGAGGUGAAUCGGAAGUAGCCUGCUUGCAUGUGUCUGUAAAAAUUCUACAUCUUUGUAUCACAUUCUUAGAAAAAUUCCUAAAAGAUUUUUCCCCUUGAACGCCUUUGCUUGGAAGCAUCCGUGGGGAAAUUGUAUUUACAACAUAUAUAGUGCUGAAUUUAGUUUCAUAGGUAGCCAUCCUUUCUGAGUUUGUUUAAAAGUCGUGAUUGCGUGUUUAAAUGUUAACCAACGUCCAUACCAUGGUUACACCAUUGGCCACGCCCACUCAUCGCUGAUCAGGCAGGAAAAUUGAUGCUUAUGUAACUGAGUGCUGGAAUCACAGGCGAGCUGAUGCACGCGCCAUUUUCUUUUUCUCUCUCCAAAGAGGUGAUUUCAAAACCACCUAGUGUGUUAACCCUUGAAUGCAUGUGAAUUUUACUACUAAUUUUAUUAUUAUUAUUAUUAUUAUUAUUAUUAUUAUUAUUAUUAUUAAGCUAUUAGUAAGCUAUACUGGUGUGUACUUUCUUUCUAAUGUAAUAUAAUGUAAAUGUUAGGUUAAUAUAAAUACAUAAACAAAUAGAAGCCUGUCAUGUAAUAGUGUUGAGUGUACACCUGAAAGCAAAUGUACCUCUACAUUUAUUAUUUUUAUUAUGGAUUUACAAAUUAAAAGUAACAAUGAAAUGUGGGUAUAUCCUGUAACUAACAAUAAAAUAGUAAAAUAAGAAAGUAAGUAGGUUAAAGGAUUUUUUGUUGUUGUUGUUGUUGUUUUUUUGUCAUGACCCUACUGAUAUCCAGA
Ictalurus furcatus (blue catfish) is the source of this 3476-nucleotide messenger RNA. RefSeq lists its product as uncharacterized. The record is from RefSeq and is a predicted model, not a curated record. Gene Ontology annotation, biological process: positive regulation of hippo signaling. NCBI's taxonomy places the organism in Eukaryota, Metazoa, Chordata, Actinopteri, Siluriformes, Ictaluridae. Bases 191 to 988 code for a protein of 265 amino acids. The transcript is spliced from 2 exons. Gene Ontology annotation, cellular component: cell junction; plasma membrane.